AAUUACAUGUAAAAAUGUGUCCAUACAGUUUCUUGUGAGAUUUUAAGAAUAAGUUAAGAAAGUUAAAGGGAACUUAGUGUAAGUAAGUUUCUACGAUGGCGGGAGACCAAAUGCAAAGCCAAAAUUCAGAAUUAGGGAACAUGACAGACAUAAAUUCAACAGCUAUAAAUGGAACAAGUUAUAACCCAUUGUGUGAUGAAAAUACUUAUUGUGAACCAUGGGAGGACUACAUUGAUCGUGUCCAUGCUUUGAUAUACCCAGAACCCGGGGAAUGGGUUCUUAUUGUGGUAUAUGCGUUGACAUUUUUUGUAGGACUUAUUGGAAAUAUCCUAGUUUGUUUUGCGAUCUGGAGAAACAAAAAUAUGCGAACCAUUACAAACAUGUUUAUAGUGAAUUUGUCCGUAGCAGAUCUUGCUGUUAUCAUUCUUUGUCUUCCAUCUGCACUUCUAAUUGAUGUCACAGAAACUUGGUAUUUAGGAAACACAUUCUGUAAAAUACAUAUUUUUCUCCAAUCAAUCUUCAUAUCCGUAUCAGUUCUCACGUUGAGUUCCAUAUCAGUUGAACGAUGGUACGCAAUUUGUCAUCCACUACGAUUUCACAGCACAGUUGGUCGAGCACGUACAAUCAUCAUCAUUGUAUGGACCGUGUCGAUUCUUCUUGCCGUUCCGGAACUCAUAUUCUCUACAGUGAUACCAUGGAAUGCACGAACUGUUCUCUGGUCUAGUUGUGGACCAUAUUUGUGGAAUACGAGAGAUCAGACUAUAUAUCAGGUGUUCUUGAUGAUAGCAGUGUACUUUGUACCAAUGAUUUUGAUGGGCUUUACGUACAUGCAAAUAGCUUUAGUUUUAUGGCGAGGUCACAUUCCUGGUGCUUCUACUUCAAGAAAUUCCCGAAGUCGGCAACCAAUGUUGAAUAACCGACAUCAGCGGGAAUCAACAGAUGGCGAGGAUCAAAUGGAUGGUAGAAGGAAGGCUGCCAAGAUGCUUGUAGCUGUAGUAUUUAUGUUUGGUAUAUGCUUCUUCCCUAUACACCUUUACAAUAUAUUAAGAUACACUGGAUCAAAUAAAAAUAUGAGUCACUCGGCUGAAAACAUAUUUGUCCUAACUGCACAUUGGGCAAUCUUCUUCAAUAGCUGUGUAAAUCCAGUUAUUUAUAAUUUCAUGAGCGAUAAAUUUCGGAAAGAAUUCAAAGUGGCUGUUCUAGCCUGCUUGAGUUGUGGGCGACGUACGGGGCCCUGGAACAGAGGUGAUAUGUACAGAGUUACAUUUAACAGUGGCAGAACUAUAAGUGUUCGUUACAGCAAUCAUACGCAAUUACCGAUGCAAAAUUGUGUUUAGAAACAAAAUGCUACAUUUCUUCAUGAUUUUUAUUUUACUGUUGUUCUACAAAAUGUAUGACAUGUCAAAUGACUUACUAUUCCAACUGCAACUGUGUUUAAACAGCCACAAACUUAAGGUACUCGAGCUUUACAGCUAAGAAAAACAGCGUCAAACAUUUCUGUUAUUAUGUAUUUCUAUGAAAUGCACUUGGCUGGAGAACAGUGAUUUUAAAAUAAAUGUCAACAAGUAUUUACAAACAUUGAAAAUGGUAUUUUCGUAUAUGUUUCAAGCUUUUGCUUCUUGUCUGUUUAUUUUCUUUUCUCAUCUACAAGAUUUUCUUUUCAACAACU
Messenger RNA from Ruditapes philippinarum (Manila clam), 1669 nucleotides. Its product is annotated as orexin receptor type 2-like. Bases 96 to 1337 code for a protein of 413 amino acids. The transcript is spliced from 5 exons. NCBI's taxonomy places the organism in Eukaryota, Metazoa, Mollusca, Bivalvia, Venerida, Veneridae. Gene Ontology annotation, molecular function: neuropeptide Y receptor activity. Gene Ontology annotation, biological process: G protein-coupled receptor signaling pathway. Gene Ontology annotation, cellular component: membrane. The record is from RefSeq and is a predicted model, not a curated record.